AUUAUGAAAAAGCUACCUUCCGCUGGAGCUGGAGUGGAGGCAGAUUUCUCAAACGUCAACCGAGCUUUCCUUCAAAGGCUAACCGAUAACACCGCAGAUAGAUGGCUAAAAGCCACGGAUCAGCUCUUCCUGAGUCUGAACGGUGAAGAGAAUGUCCCAGAAAUCCUGGAUAGAAAGCACUUUCACCAAGAGGGAAUGUGUGUACAUACUUCCAGUUUCAAAAGAUCCCCACAGAUGCCUUCCAGGAUGUCAGAUUUGCCAGCAGCUUGUGCGGUGCUGCUGCGGGCGUCUGGUCCGGCAGCACGCUGGCUUCACCGCCAGCCUGGCAAUGAAGUACUCGGACGUGAAGUUGGGUGAGAAUGAGACGCCCGAGCUGGAGGAAUGGACCGUGGAGAAGCACACCGAGGAGAACCCCACAGACGCGUACGGCGUCAUCAACUUUCAGGGAGGGUCCCAUUCCUACAGAGCCAAGUACGUGCGACUAUCCUACGACUCCAAACCCGAAAUGAUCCUUCGCCUUAUGCUCAAAGAAUGGCAGAUGGAGCUUCCAAAAAUCGUCAUCUCGGUCCACGGUGGGAUCCAGAACUUUGACCUGCACCCCCGCAUCAAGCAAGUGCUGGGGAAGGGCCUGAUCAAAGCGGCGGUGACCACUGGUGCCUGGAUCCUGACAGGAGGGGUGAACACAGGUGUAGCAAAACAUGUGGGCGACGCUCUAAAAGAGCAUUCUUCCCGAUCCUCACGGAAAAUUUGCACUAUUGGAAUGGCUCCAUGGGGAGUUAUUGAAAACCGGAACGACCUCAUCGGAAGAGAUGUGGUGGCCCCCUACCAAACGCUGCUGAACCCCCUCAGCAAGCUGAACGUGCUGAACAACGUGCACUCGCACUUCAUCCUGGUGGACGAUGGGACGGUGGGCAAGUACGGCGCGGAGGUCAAGCUGCGGAGGGAGCUGGAGAAGCACAUUAACCUGCAGAGGAUUCACGCCAGGAUCGGACAGGGCGUGCCCGUGGUGGCGCUGAUCUUCGAGGGGGGGCCGAACGUGAUCCUCACCGUGCUGGAGUACCUGCAGGAGAGCCCCCCCGUGCCCGUGGUGGUGUGUGAGGGGACGGGACGGGCAGCCGACAUCCUGGCCUACGUCCACAAGCAGACCGAGGAGGGGGGGGGUCUUCCUGAUGGUGUUGAAGCUGACAUCAUCGCCACCAUUAAAAAAACCUUCAACUUCAGUCACAGUGACGCCAUACACCUCUUUCAGACGCUGAUGGAAUGCAUGAAGAGCAAAGAACUGAUAACCGUCUUUCACAUCGGAUCUGAGGACCAUCAGGACAUCGAUGUUGCCAUACUGAGAGCACUGCUAAAAGGCACGGAUGCGUCCGCGUUUGACCAGCUCGUCCUCACCCUAGCCUGGGACCGCGUGGAUAUCGCCAAGAACCACGUGUUUGUCUACGGCCAGCAGUUGAUGGUGGGCUCUUUGGAGCAGGCCAUGCUGGAUGCUCUGGUGAUGGAUCGCGUGGACUUUGUGAAGCUGCUGAUUGAGAACGGAGUGAGCAUGCACCGGUUCCUCACCAUCACUCGCCUGGAGGAGCUCUACAACACGAAACAAUCCCCAACGAAUCCAACGCUCUUUCACCUAGUAAGAGACGUUAAACAGGGUAACCUUCCCCCAAAUUAUAAAGUCACACUGAUUGACGUUGGCCUUGUCAUUGAGUACCUUAUGGGUGGAACAUACCGAUGUAACUACACACGGAAACGCUUCAGAAUCAUCUACAACAAUCUCCAUGGAAAUAGUCGGCGGUCUGGACGCCACUCGUCGAGCGGAGGAUCCCAUCUGCGGAAAAACCACGAGUCCUUCAGCAUCCAGGCGGAUAAGAAGGAGAAGACCAGGCACAACCACUUCAUCAAGACCGCACAGCCAUACAAACCCAAGCUGGAGUCCUCGGGAGAGCAGUCCAAGAAGAAGAGCAAGGAGGAAAUUGUUGACAUCGACGAUCCGGAGACACGGCGCUUCCCUUACCCCUUCAACGAGCUGCUGGUGUGGGCCGUGCUGAUGAAGAGGCAGAAGAUGUCGCUGUUUUUCUGGCAGCACGGGGAGGAGUCCAUGGCCAAGGCCCUGGUGGCCUGCAAACUGUGCCGCUCCAUGGGCUACGAGGCCAAGAAGAGUGACGUGGUGGACGACACCUCCGAAGAGCUGAAAGAGUACUCCAAUGAAUUUGGCACUUUGGCAGUGGACCUGUUGGAGCAGUCGUUCAGGCAGGACGAGACGAUGGCCAUGAAGCUGCUGACCUAUGAGCUGAAGAACUGGAGCAACUCCACGUGUCUUAAGCUGGCGGUGUCUUCGCGGCUGCGGCCCUUCGUGGCCCACACCUGCACCCAGAUGCUGCUCUCCGACAUGUGGAUGGGCCGGCUGAACAUGAGGAAGAACUCCUGGUACAAGGUCAUUUUAAGUAUUCUGGUCCCACCGGCGAUCCUGAUGUUGGAGUAUAAGACCAAAGCGGAGAUGUCCCAUAUUCCCCAGUCUCAGGACGCCCACCAGAUGACCAUGGAGGACAGUGAGCACAACUUCCAGAACACAGCGGAAAACAUCCAGAUGGAUGUUUUCAAGGAAGUGAGGUUAAACGACAACAUAGAAGCAAAAAGCGAAACGGAGAUCCACGUCCGGCCAAGAAGGAUACCAAUCACCAGGAAGUUCUACGCCUUUUACCACGCUCCCAUCGUCAAGUUCUGGUUCAACACGUUGGCAUACCUGGUGUUUCUGAUGCUCUACUCUUACGUUGUCCUGGUCCGAAUGCCCAGUCGGCCUUCCCCACAGGAGUGGGGAGUCAUCCUGUACAUCUUCACCUCCGCCAUCGAGAAGAUUCGCGAGAUGUUUAUGUCUGAAGCUGGAAAAAUCGGCCAAAAGAUCAAAGUCUGGUUCAGUGACUAUUUUAACAUUUCAGACUUCCUCGCAAUCGUUACCUUCUUUGUUGGGUUUGGCCUCAGAUUUGGAACAGAUGACGUCUUUAUUGCCGGAAGAAUCGUUUAUUGCUUGAAUAUCAUAUUUUGGUACGUUCGGCUCUUAGACAUUCUGGCUGUGAACCAGCAGGCUGGGCCCUAUGUCAUGAUGAUCGGUAAAAUGGUGGCGAACAUGUUUUACAUAGUUGUGAUAAUGAUUGUGGUGCUCCUGAGCUAUGGGGUUCCCAGGAAAGCCAUCCUGUACCCGAAUGAGGAACCCUCAUGGACGCUAGCUAAAGAUGUCGUGUUCCAGCCCUACUGGAUGAUGUACGGUGAAGUGUACGCUUAUGAAAUUGAUGUUUGUGCAAAUAACACGGAGGUCCAGUCUCUCUGUGGCCCUGGAGUGUGGUUGACGCCACUCCUGCAAGCAGUCUACCUCUUUGUUCAAUACAUUCUCAUGGUUAAUCUUCUCAUCGCCUUCUUCAACAAUGUGUACAUACAGGUGAAGUCCAUGUCCAAUCUGGUGUGGAAGUACCAGAGGUAUCAUUUCAUCAUGGCAUAUCAUGAGAAACCAGUCCUCCCUCCUCCCCUCAUCUUACUCAGUCACCUGGUCUCCCUCUUCUCCUGUAUCUGCCGGAAGAGGAAGAAGGGCGGUGGGACCUAUGGACCAAAACUCUUUCUGACUGAAGAAGACCAGAAGAAGCUCCAUGACUUUGAAGAGCAGUGUGUGGAAACGUACUUCCACGAGAAGGAUGACCAGUUCCACUCUGGGAGCGAGGAGAGAAUUAGGGUCACCUCAGACAGGGUGGAGUCCAUGUGCAUCCAGCUGAAGGAGGUGGGGAACAGGGUGAACUUCAUCAAGCGCUCCCUCCACACGCUGGACUCCCAGAUCGGGCACCUGCAGGACCUGUCGGCCCUGACAGUGGACACACUGAAAGCGCUGACGGCCCAGCGGGCCUCCGAGGCCAGCAAGGUGCACAACCAGAUCACGCGUGAGCUCAGCAUCUCCAAGAACCUGGCGCCCAACCUGGCGGACCUGGGCUCCCAGUCCACCAAGUCCAAGCGAAGCGUGGGCGCGCACUUCGGCUCCUUCCCGCAGGGCGGGUGCGACAUGGCCGACUCCCUGUUCGGCAGCAGGGCGCAGGACGCGGCCUUUCGGAGGCUGGGGCCGGACGGCGGGCUGAGUCCCGAGAGGAGGGUCGCGGCAGCCCACGUCCCCGAGGCGGGCUCCUCGGGCAGUGCCUUAACUCAAAGUGCCGCGUCCCCCCCCGAGCUCCGGCUGAAGGGCCCCUCCUCCGCCCGUCCCCUGGACUCCCCGGGCCCCGACUCGGCCAGCAGCCUGCCGAGCGCCGCCCCCCCGGCUGCCGCGCAGUUCUUCGUCAGCUCCCCCUCCCAGCCCGGCGGCUCCAGCCCCCGGGGGCCCUCUCCCCAGGAUGUCCCGCCCCAAAGCGCCCUGGUAGAGUUUGGGGCGUUUGUCGGUCACAAAGAGGACUCUGAGCUCCUGAGAUCAUUAUCGAAAGAUGAGACUGCUGGAAGCGGACUGCUUACUCUAUCCAAGAAGGGCGAAGAAAUGGUUCACCCUGAAGGUCAGUUGAGGACAGUCAAUUCGUACGCUGGCUUCACUGAGUUUGACAUGAACCCAGUCUCACUCCAUCUUGAAACAACGCUGAACAAGCGAGAGAGGAGUCGAGUCUCCGCUGAAGAUAUUCCCUUCCACGAGGACCUGCGGGCGGCACAACUGCUGGAGAGGGUACAAGGCAAAUCAUCACAAGCCAGCUGUCUAACCCCAGGAGAAGAUGCCUUAAAUGCUGCAGCAUGCCUGUACACGUCCAGACACGCACAUCUUGGGUCCAGGAAAGACUCAAUUGGUUCCCCUUUCAAGCCUAUGGAUAUAAGCUAUCAAUAUUCAGCUGUGGAGCGUAAUAACCUGAUGCGGCUAUCCCAGAGUAUUCCAUUCACCCCUGUGCCACCCAGAGGAGAGCCAGUCACUGUGUACCGUCUGGAGGAAAGUUCCCCCAACACCAUCAACAACAGCAUGUCCUCCUGGGCACAGCGGGGGCUGUGCGCCAAAAUCGAGUUUCUCAGCAAGGAGGAGAUGGGUGGGGGCCUGCGGCGGGCACUCAAGGUGCUCUGCACCUGGUCCGAAUACGACAUCCUCAAACCCGGACACCUCUACAUCGUCAAGUCCUUCCUGCCCGAGGUGGUCAACACCUGGCAGAGCAUCUACAAGGAAGACACUGUGCUGCAUCUCUGUCUCAGGGAAAUUCAGCAGCAAAGAGCUGCUCAGAAACUGACCUUUGCCUUCAACCAAAUGAGGCCGAAAACUAUCCCUUACUCGCCCAGGUUUCUGGAGGUGUUUUUGUUAUAUUGCCACUCAGCCGGUCAGUGGUUUGCCAUUGAGGAGUGCAUCACUGGAGAGUUCAGGAAGUUCAACAACAACAAUGGUGAUGAAAUCGUCCCCACUAAUCUCCUGGAGGAAACCAUGUUAGCCUUCAGCCAUUGGUCGUACGAGUAUACCCGGGGAGAGCUGCUAGUGCUGGACCUGCAAGGUGUUGGAGAGAUUUUGACCGAUCCGUCUGUGAUAAAGAGUGGUGAAAAGGGAUCGUAUGACAUGAUCUUCGGUCCGGCAAACCUGGGCGAUGACGCAAUACGGAACUUCCGUGCCAAACAUCACUGCAAUUCCUGCUGCCGGAAACUCAAACUUCCAGAUCUGAAGCGCAACGAUUACACACCCGACAAAGUAACUCUAUCCCAGGAUGAACCCCCCGAGGACUCCCUGCAGCCAGGGGGCAGCACCAAAGAGCAGAGGCACUCGAUGCGUCUGAUGCUGUGAGCCACGGCCAGGACGCAAUGGAGGAAGCACUUUCAUAUCCACUGUAGAAUCAUCUCACCUCACAUCCAGACCGUUCCUGUGGACUGCGUGGGGGUUUCGUUCUUCCUCUGUUCAUUUUGUCAUGCACUGCAUGAUGGGAUAGGAAGCCUGGAGGACACUGAGCUCGGUCUCGCAGACCUCACAAGGAAGUUAUGUGUUAAUUUUUUUAUGGAAAAACUCAUGUUGUUGGCUGCAAAUAUGAAGUGAGACGGUGCAAUCAUUAAGAACCAUAUUGAUUUUGGAAUAUAUAAAUGGGGGAAGAACAACUUUUAACGCUUUUUUAAACCAGUUUAUAUGUUGAUAUUAGUAUCCACAGUGGCUAUCAACUUGUACAAUCUCAUUGUAUAGAGGGGUAUAGUAUUUAUUAUGAAUUAUGAAAGUUGCCUUGUAUAAAAUAAGCAAUUUUAAGUGCAUUGUCUACAUUUUUGUUAUGACAGGUUUGUAAGGGAGACCUGUUCAGAUUCAAACUGCAAGAACUUAUCUAGGGCAGAAUGUAAUCCAGUUUUUUAUAUAAAUGUAAAAACACCAUGUAGAAAUAUCUGUAUUAUGGCAUUUGUGGUACAUCCUUUAUUAAUAAAUACAUAUGGAUUGAAAAUCUUGUAAAAUAUGGGCAGAUUGCAAUGCAACUUUUACAGUACAAUAUAUGUAAUUUUAAUGUGUUGAAACUCUUUCUCUGAAACUGUGUCCACCAAAAAUUAAUAGAAGAGUUUUUAAUGUUACAGAGGUACUAUUGUCUUUUUGUCAUUCAAGUAUUGUAUGUGCAAAUUUUAAUCUAGUGUAUCUUAUAGAUACAGUUAUCUGGCACGAGCUAAAUAGAUUAAAAUUAUAGUUAUUUUAUGCUGGGGGAAUUGUGGAACAUAUUAAGGGUAUAAUACUGUAUACAUUUUGUACUGUAUAUCAUUUAAUCUAAUAAAAUAUAAAAUGGUUA
Messenger RNA from Conger conger (European conger), 6725 nucleotides. RefSeq names its product transient receptor potential cation channel subfamily M member 7-like. The transcript has 40 exons. Gene Ontology annotation, cellular component: membrane. Gene Ontology annotation, biological process: monoatomic cation transmembrane transport; protein phosphorylation; monoatomic cation homeostasis. Lineage: Eukaryota; Metazoa; Chordata; Actinopteri; Anguilliformes; Congridae. Bases 152 to 5758 code for a protein of 1868 amino acids. Gene Ontology annotation, molecular function: protein serine/threonine kinase activity; calcium channel activity; ATP binding. The record is from RefSeq and is a predicted model, not a curated record.